This is a messenger RNA of Trichomycterus rosablanca, 1320 nucleotides long. RefSeq names its product BAR/IMD domain containing adaptor protein 2 like 2a (gene baiap2l2a). Gene Ontology annotation, biological process: plasma membrane organization; actin crosslink formation; actin filament bundle assembly. The transcript is spliced from 14 exons. Gene Ontology annotation, molecular function: protein binding. Gene Ontology annotation, cellular component: cytosol; nucleoplasm. NCBI's taxonomy places the organism in Eukaryota, Metazoa, Chordata, Actinopteri, Siluriformes, Trichomycteridae. The coding region runs from base 1 to 1251 and encodes 416 amino acids. The record is from RefSeq and is a predicted model, not a curated record.
AUGUCUGGGCUAAACACUGAACAGCUACAUCGCUCAACAUUGGGUAUAUACAUGAGUCUAAUGGACCAGUUCAACCCAGGUAUGCAGAGGCUUGUGGCACUGGGGACUAACUACAUCCAAGCUUUUCAAGCUCUAGCUGAGACCAGUGAAGCCUACUUCAGUGCUCUUGGUAAGAUGGGUGAACAGGCCAUGCAGACUAUGUCAUCUCAUUUUCUUGGUGAUGUAUUAAUUCAGAUUUCUAAGAGUCAGAGAAGACUCACCAGUGAACUAGAAGGGGUGUUUCGCUGGUUUCAUAAUGAAGUCCUUCUGGAAAUGGAAAGUAAUAUUAGACUGGACGAAGAAUACAUAUCAAGCAGCAAAAGGCGCUAUGAGAUGGAGGUGAGAAACCAGGCAAAGGUCUUAAAGCAUCAGCUAAUGAGAGGGGGUUCACAGGAUGGAAGUGAACAUUUACUGUUCCUAAGGGAAAGCCAAAAAGAGGCCCUGAAAGAACAGGAGAGGAGGUAUCGCUUUCUGGCCGAGAAACACUGUGGACUCACUCAGUCUAUUGUAUAUCUUAUGAACAAGACAGGAACCACUCUGCAGCAGAGAGCAGCAAGUUGGAGAGAACAAGUAAAUCAAACAAGGACAUUUUCUCCACACACACUAUCCGGAAUGGAAGACACCAUGGUUGCUAACCAUCUGGCAGAGAAGCCUCCAGACAGAGUGCCAUCUAGAGGUCCAUCCCCCCAACCCACUCGAUCACGCUCCAGCUCAUUUGGAGAAUCUUUAUCGGGUAGAGAAAAGAUAAUGCAAGCAUUGGUACCAUACCCUGCCUCUUCUAAUCCCACCCUCCUGUCAUUCGCUAAAGGAGAAAUGAUUACUGUACUCGUUUCGGAACCCCGAAACGGCUGGCUAUAUGGACGUUCAGAGAGUUCAGCAAGGCCAGGCUGGUUUCCAGCUUCAUUUGUUGGUCUGAUUGAAGAUACACCGAGAUCACUUGGCACCAGCAGCAUUUCUUCUAGAAGCAGCAGCAUGAACAACCUUCUAGAGCAAUCAACAAGCAGCAGAACGUGUGAACCUCCACCCACUCCUUCAUCACCUCCUACCAAAUCGAACAACUCACGACCAGUCAAAUCCACUUCUUUAGAAAACAAAAGUCAAAAAGAUUAUGGACCUCGACCAGAACUUUUUCCAAGAGGUACGAACCCUUUUGCGACUGUGAAGCUGAAACCCACCACAACAAAUGACAGAUCAGCUCCACGUGUUUUCUAACUAAUCAACUAGGAGAUAAAAUCCAUAUCACUGUAGCACAUUAUUAAUCAGCGGUAUGGACUACAUACU